Messenger RNA from Amaranthus tricolor (Joseph's coat), 1242 nucleotides. RefSeq lists its product as uncharacterized. The record is from RefSeq and is a predicted model, not a curated record. Bases 1 to 1242 code for a protein of 413 amino acids. Lineage: Eukaryota; Viridiplantae; Streptophyta; Magnoliopsida; Caryophyllales; Amaranthaceae. The transcript has 7 exons.
AUGGACUUUGCAUUGGAGACUCGAAACGUGCGGCUUGGUCUGUGUACAGAUCGUUUUAACCCAUUUGGAAGUUCGGGUCAACAAAAGGAGAAUUUUCAACUAGUAGCAGCUUUAAUGUGGACGAUCAAUGACUUUCCGGCUUAUUCGAUGUUGUCCGGGUGGAGUACUGCGGUCCGAUAUGCUUGCCCUUACUGCAUGGAUGAUUCCCAAGCUUUCUACCUUACGCAUAGCAAGAAGGUGUGUUGGUUUGACUGUCAUAGAAGGUUUUUAGAUAAAAGUCAUCCCUAUAGGAGAAAUAGAACAAAUUUCAGAGCAGGCAUUGUUGAGAAAAGAGACCCACCUAUCAUUCGGACAGGACUUGAAUUGCUUGACGAAUUAGACCAGUUUGGUUUUUUGAGAGUCAAUGAAGAAGAUGCACUGGAACAUAAUAAAGAGGUUAGUAAGUACUCUACUGGAUGGAAGAAGAGGAGCAUAUUCUGGGAUUUGCCAUAUUGGAAAACUAAUACGAUUCGACAUAAUUUGGAUGUUAUGCACAUAGAGAAGAAUGUACGUAUACGUGCCUUGCUUCAAUGGUUGAAGAGUAUUAAAUUUCCCGAUGGUUAUGUCUCCAAUAUGGCAAGGAAUAUUGACAUGGCCAAGCAUCAAUUGUUCGGCAUGAAAAGUCACGACUGUCAUGUUUUCAUGCAACGCUUAAUUCCAAUUGCAUUCAGAGAAUUGCUACCGGUGAAGGUUUGGGAAGCUCUUACGAAGUUGAGCUUAUAUUUUAGAAGUUUGACAACCACAAAGCUAUGUGUGGAGGAUUUGAGGAAAAUGGAAGCAGAUAUUCCGGUUACCAUCUGCAAACUAGAGACUAUCUUUCCGCCCACAUUCUUUGAUAGCAUGGAACACCUUCCUAUCCAUUUGGCAUAUGAAGCUAGAAUUGCAGGACCGGUCCAAUACAAAUGGAUGUAUCCGUUUGAGAGGUACCUUAGACAUUUGAAACUGAAUGUGAAAAAUAAAGCUCAUGUUGAAGCGUCGAUAUGCAACGCAUAUUUAACAGAGGAAGCAUCGCAUUUUGUUUCCCAUUAUUUUGAGCCACAUUCAUCCAAUAAGAUUUCAUGGAAAAGGAAUUCAUAUAUUUUGGAUGAAAGAGAUUACGAGAUUGCACAUAGAUACGUGCUAAUGAACUGUCCAGAGGUGGAUGUAUUUAUAUCUGAGUUUAAAAGUUCAAUUCAAAGACAUCAACCGAAUUGGUCAAGUUAG